Messenger RNA from Harmonia axyridis, 1978 nucleotides. Its product is annotated as TRPL translocation defect protein 14-like. Gene Ontology annotation, molecular function: phosphatidic acid binding; phosphatidylinositol binding; GTP binding. Bases 199 to 1572 code for a protein of 457 amino acids. The transcript has 10 exons. Gene Ontology annotation, biological process: photoreceptor cell maintenance. The record is from RefSeq and is a predicted model, not a curated record. Lineage: Eukaryota; Metazoa; Arthropoda; Insecta; Coleoptera; Coccinellidae.
UUUUAGGCUGACUUUUACAUCGUCCGCCUCGUGCGGUGGUCCGUAACCACUCGAAGUUCUUGAUAUUUUCAAAACAAUGAUUACUGUAGAGUAACAAGUUUCUGAUUUUUUGAUUGUCACAUAUAAAAAUUUUCCAAUAUAUAAUAGUACUUAUCGCAAACAAUUAGCAACCGAAUUUUCUUCAAGUUUUUGGUAAUCAUGGAUGAUAUAAGAGAUAAUGGGCAUAACAAAAUAUGCUAUAAAUUGGUACUUACAGGAGGUCCAUGUGGUGGUAAAACUACAGGACAAACACGACUCUGCACUUUUUUUGAAAAUCUUGGAUGGAAGGUUUUUCGGGUACCAGAGACUGCUUCGGUUUUGCUCAGUGGUGGCAUAAAAUUCAGUGACUUGAGUGAAGAUGAGGCAAUGGAAUAUCGUCAUAAACUAAGCAAAUUGGACAAACCUUCGAAAUAUAAGGGCGAUGCUGUGCAUUUUCAAGAGAACCUCUUGAAAACAAUGAUUCAAAUCGAAAAUACAUUUUUCGAACUGGGACGUAGUUCAUCCAGAAACUGUCUCAUCAUUUGUGACCGUGGUACAAUGGAUGCAUCGGCCUUCAUUUCCAAGGACAAGUGGGAAACCAUAAUGAGGGAAAAUGACUGGAAUAAUGUGGAGUUGAGGGAUAACCGAUACCAUCAAAUUAUCCACAUGGUAUCUGCAGCGAAAGGAGCCGAAGAGUUUUACUCAACUGAGGAACACAGUUGUCGUUCUGAAGGAGUUGAACUGGCUCGUGAGUUGGACUCUAAAGCAGCAGCUGCCUGGAUUGGUCAUCCGUACUUCGAUGUGGUAGAUAAUUCCACAGAUUUCGAAGGAAAAAUAAGAAGAAUGAUAGGAUCGGUUUGUCAAAAAGUGGGUCUUGAUACUGGUGACAGAUUGUUGAAAAACUCGAGGAAAAGAAAGUUUUUGGUUCGUGGACCUCUUCCAAGAAGUUCAGUAUUUCCACCUUAUCAAGAUUUCGAGGUUAUUCAUAAUUAUUUGACUUCCAAAUGUCCUAAUCAGAUAAGGUUGAGGAAAAGGGGACAGAAAGGACAUUACAGUUACAUACACACUGUAAGAAGAAAAAAUAUGCCCAGUGGACAAAUCAUAGAAGUGAAAACUCAAAUAACGCAUAGGGACUACAUCAAUUUAUUGACCCAAAAAGAUGAUAGUCAUUUCACAAUUUUUAAGCAAAGAAGAUGCUUCCUUGUGAACAAUCAAUAUUUUCAAAUGGAUAUUUAUCAGGAACCUAGUCAUCCAAGAUGCAGAGGACUUGUGCUGUUAGAAACAUAUUCUACACUAGAAGAGCAAACAUUGCUUGAUUCGUUGCCAGAAUUUUUGGACAUAGAGAAAGAGGUUACAGGAAAUCCAGAUUAUUCAAUGUACAACCUAUCUCUGAGAGAAGACUGGACAACAUCCAAUAACUUUUGGAAUUCCUCCAUAGGCGAUGUAUCAUCCAAUGAAUACACAGGCACUGAGGUUAAAGUGAAUGGAUAUGGAAAGAAGCUUGUAAAUGGGACUUGUCCAUCAGAAGCACCGAAAUUGAAGGACAGUGUAUAAAUAGUGUAUUAUUUUUCAAAGUAGUGAGUUUUAUCUUUGUGUACUUAGAAUUCAGGUCUUUCUCUUUUGAUCAAGCUAGAUAAGAUAUUCAAUGUUUUCUAUAAUCUUGAAAUUAUUUAUUUAUAAUAUUAAUUUACAAAAAAAUUUUAUCAUUGUUGACGAUCAUUUGAAUCAUUUGUUUCAUUUUUCACAUUCUCUCCAGCUAAUAUUCAGUAGAAAAUUCAAGAAUAAAUUAAAAUUCAGUGUAAUUUCAUAUUCUAGGAAGAAUACAGUAUUUUUGAAAAUGAAUAUUUUCAUAAUGAUUUAAUGAAUAUGUACCUGCUAAAUGUGUUAAGCCCAUUUUUCCUGACAUUGAAUUGUGAAGAUAUGCCACUGUAUUAUAAUUAAUAAAGUAUUAUCGAUGGAA